Messenger RNA from Centruroides sculpturatus (bark scorpion), 1256 nucleotides. RefSeq names its product ionotropic receptor 25a-like. The coding region runs from base 53 to 1204 and encodes 383 amino acids. Gene Ontology annotation, molecular function: ligand-gated monoatomic ion channel activity. The transcript is spliced from 6 exons. Gene Ontology annotation, cellular component: membrane. The record is from RefSeq and is a predicted model, not a curated record. NCBI's taxonomy places the organism in Eukaryota, Metazoa, Arthropoda, Arachnida, Scorpiones, Buthidae.
GUACGCAAGCGUGUCACGAAAUGACGCCAAAAAAUUCCAUGGAAAUGUAGAUAUGUUUGAAAUGUGGCAGUUAUUAAAAAAGGAGGCUGAUAUUUCGCCAGGCACUUUCGAACUUAGAUUCGAUAAUUACCGCAAUGUGGAUUUUUCAGCACCUAUUUUGAUAAAACCUAAAACUUUUCUUUUAAAACCGAGAAAGCAUAAAAUUGGAUGGCAUACAAUUGCUAAUGUCCUUCGUUUACACGUAUGGCUAGCUGUAUUGGGUUCCCUUUUACUGUUUGGAUUUUAUCUUCGAUGGGUCAUCAAAGACAAAGACAAUAAACCUUGGCCCGUAGCGAGUGUAUACUGGUUUCUCUUCACGACUAUGACUAACCAAGUUUCUAUCGUUACAGGAGUCGACAUGCGUGGCAUCAAUCGAUUUGUGUCCAGAAUAUGUUUUUUAAUGUGGGUGUUAUCGAUUAGUGUUUUGUUAUGGGGUUACGGCGGUGUAUUGUCGUCGCUGCUGGCCGUGCAAGUAAACGAACCCGUUCCCACCACACUCGAACAACUCGCUGCUGCCCUUGAAAGAAGAGAAUAUUCCUGCUUAUAUAUUGACGACAAUAGCUUUAUUUUAAACUUAAAUAAAUCAGAAAUCGGAUACAUGAAAACCUUGGCCAAACAUUUUGAUUUAAGCCUCCACUUUUGGCAAAAUCAAUUAGAAAAAGAUGCUGAAAUUAAAAAAAAACUUAAGAAUGUAUAUACUAAAUUAAGAAUUUCGAAAGUUUCGAACUUGGAAGCCAAAGCACUUUUAGCCGAAAUGUACAAGAUUUUAAUUAAAUUAUUUGGAGAAACAACAAAAGUGGCGAUUAUCGGUUCACCAGAUUUAAUAAAAGUCCUCACCAUGGAUUCCGACGACGAAUAUUUCGUAUCCGAUGACGUUCUUUCCACAAAAAACGAGGUACUUAUGAUGAAGAAAGGAUUUCCGCAUAAAAAUAAAAUCGACAAAUUAAUCAGAAGAUUGUUCGAUACUGGACUCUUUAUUAAAAUGUCUGGCGAUACACUUUUCGAAUCAAAACUAAAAUCGUCGAAUGAUUGUAGACCUUUGUCUCUACAAGACUUGCUUGGCCCAUUUUCUCUGCUUAUCGUAGGUUACGCCUUAUCAUUUUCUUGUUUCCUUGCCGAAUUCUUCGUCGGAAUGACUCUCAAUCGGAUUGCUCCGUUGUUAUAGCAAAUGAUCGAAUUUUUCUUUACCACAGUCAAAUGUACAGAUCAGAGGUGUA